CAAUAUUUCGAGGGUCCCCACAUUGACCCCUGCGGCGGGCCGCGAUUAGCUCCUCCACCGCUAUGUCAUUCACUGUUGCCUUCCACGGCGAGUAACCACACGCGUCGCAAACCCCUUCACCGCCGCUAUCGCCCUUGGAACGCCCCAGCAAAAUCCUCAAACAUGUCAGACCGCGACGGCGACUCUACCAUGCAAUCGUCCCCCGCCAAUAUUGCCUCGGACGAUGAAAUGUUCCCCGACGAAGCUCUUCCAAACAACCCAGCCACACCGCUCAACGCCAACCUCGCUGGCGUAAACGAAAUAUCACCACCAAACUCACAAUCCACAACUCGCGAGACUCUCGGCGUCAAUUCUAACGGAAAGCGACCACUGUCUGGCGGUAUGGCGCAAGCAGCGACGAGUAACGGUGCGGGUGGGAGUGGGACACAUCAGGAUGCUGAGACGGGUUACCAGUGGAGUAAGCAGGAGGAUCAGCCAGGCUAUGAGUGGAAGAAUACUAGGGCGAGGGAGGAGGAGGCUAGGGCGUUGGACAACAUUGUUGACAAGGGCUCUAUGAUUAGGUCGCGAUACGGUGACCCGCUUGAUGCUAGCAUACCCUCGAAGACGAAGCGCUGAAGGUGGCCCAUGAACAUGCUCAAGGAGCGCUGAAACAUACACACGAAGACUAUCGUCAGGACGGGGGUUGCGCAAAGCACAUGGUAUCAUGGUUGCAAGUUGCGCGUGACAUUCUGGGUAUCCGACGUUAUGAGCCGUACAGAGACGAGCAAU
Molecule: messenger RNA, 768 nt
Organism: Alternaria rosae
Lineage: Eukaryota; Fungi; Ascomycota; Dothideomycetes; Pleosporales; Pleosporaceae
Exons: 3
Coding region: 163-615 (150 amino acids)
Source: RefSeq, a predicted model, not a curated record